CAGUGCGGAGCUGAGGACCUGUGUCGGGCGGUGUGCGUGCCUGUGUGCGUGCGUACGUCCCGUUUAGUCCGGUUGUGGUUUAGUUGUCCCGGUUGUAGAAGUGCCGCCGAACGGGAGGAGGAGCCGCGUCUGUGGGAGGAGAGGCGAGGUUCAGUCUUUAAAAAAUACAACAUAAAAUGGCUUCAAAAAGAGCUCUGGUUAUCCUGGCUAAAGGAGCGGAGGAGAUGGAAACGGUCAUCCCUGUAGAUGUCAUGAGACGAGCUGGAAUUAAGGUCACCAUUGCGGGUUUGACUGGAAAAGACCCUGUACAGUGCAGCCGAGACGUUGUUAUUUGUCCCGACGCCAGUCUGGAAGAUGCCAGAAAAGAGGGACCUUAUGAUGUGGUGGUUUUGCCAGGAGGUAAUCUGGGUGCACAGAAUUUAUCUGAGUCCGCCGCCGUGAAGGAGGUCCUGCGGGAGCAGGAGCGCCGGAAGGGCCUCAUCGCCGCCAUCUGCGCAGGUCCUACAGCUCUGUUGGCUCAUGAAAUAGGUUUUGGAAGCAAAGUUACAACACACCCACUUGCUAAAGACAAAAUGAUGAAUGGAAGUCAUUACAGCUACUCCGAGAGUCGCGUGGAGAAGGACGGCCUGAUCCUCACGAGCCGGGGCCCGGGGACCAGCUUCGAGUUUGCUCUUGCCAUCGUCGAGGCGCUGAAUGGCAAGGAGGCGGCCGAGCAGGUGAAGGCCCCGCUCGUGCUCCGAGAGUAGGCGCGGGCCCCAAGGGUGGGCCGGGGUGGGCCGCCUGCACCCUCCUGCCCGUCCGCCCUGUGGAGAGCCAGGCUCUGCCUCCUGCGUGUGGUCGCCAAGGUCCCUCCCAGAUGCCUCCACCCACAGCUUGUCCCCACAUUUCCAAACCUGGUCGCAGAAUAAACAGGACGUCCA
This is a messenger RNA of Molossus molossus (Pallas's mastiff bat), 920 nucleotides long. It is a transcript of the gene PARK7, whose product is annotated as Parkinsonism associated deglycase. NCBI's taxonomy places the organism in Eukaryota, Metazoa, Chordata, Mammalia, Chiroptera, Molossidae. Gene Ontology annotation, cellular component: nucleus; cytosol. Bases 177 to 746 code for a protein of 189 amino acids. The record is from RefSeq and is a predicted model, not a curated record. Gene Ontology annotation, biological process: guanine deglycation, glyoxal removal; protein deglycation, glyoxal removal. Gene Ontology annotation, molecular function: protein deglycase activity. The transcript is spliced from 7 exons.